AUGGUUGCGCAGCGGCCGCGCCCCAGCGGUGUGCCCGCGCCGGUGGAAGUCAUCCCGCCCUUGCGUGUCUGGCGCUACACGACCCCAACGCCGACGGGAGGCGUUGUGCUGCUCGUCGACGCCGGCGGUGCGGUGCGGCUCUGCAACUGGACGGACUGCGAAAACGACGCGGUCCUCCGACUGCGGCGGGCUUACCAGCCGCGGGAGCUCGUGAUUGUGGACGCCGCAGAGACGGCACAAAAGGAGGAGGACGGCGACGAAGUGACAGGCGACGCCCGUGCGCACGCGGUGCGGCAGCUGCGGCGGUACUUCAGUUGCUCCCCGCCCCCCAAGAGCGAGGCGGCGGCGGCGGCGGCCUCCGUGUCUAUUUGCCAGCAAACACUGCACGCACUCCUCGGCGGCGUGACCGUGCAGUGCCCCCCAUCGACGCCGUUCAUGCAGGCUGCGUGGGCAGCACUUCGUGAGGUGCGGCCGGGAGAGACCACGACGUACGGCGCCCUUGCGAGGCGGUGUCGGCGGCCAAACGCCAGCCGGGCGGUGGGGCGGGCGAUGCGCGAGAAUCACGUGUGCCUCUUUUUGCCCUGCCACCGCGUCGUUGGGGUGUCGCGGGCGUUGACGGGGUUUGGCGCUGGGCUCUGGCGCAAGGCGUGGCUGCUGCGGCAUGAGCAGGCCGCAAUUCCGGCCAGGCUGCUUCAGCGCGUGGAGUCCGUGCAGACGACCUCCCUCAAGCGUAAAAGGGAGGGCGAUAGCGAAUGA
Molecule: messenger RNA, 756 nt
Organism: Trypanosoma conorhini
Lineage: Eukaryota; Euglenozoa; Kinetoplastea; Trypanosomatida; Trypanosomatidae
Product: O-6 methyl-guanine alkyl transferase
Exons: 1
Coding region: 1-756 (251 amino acids)
Biological process (GO): DNA repair
Molecular function (GO): methylated-DNA-[protein]-cysteine S-methyltransferase activity
Source: RefSeq, a predicted model, not a curated record